GCCAUUCUUUGUUCCUUCCGGUAGAAAGUAAAGUGGGACUCGGUGGAAGCGGUUUCUUGUUGCCACGUCGGACUGCUUGGUGAACUUAGAUAAUACAUUUAAAAGAGACUCGGGGAAAAUAUUUUCCGGAGGAUUAAACCGCAGUCAUGGUGUCCGUUAUUAACACAGUGGACACCUCGCAUGAGGACAUGAUCCACGAUGCCCAGAUGGAUUACUAUGGAACUCGACUUGCCACCUGUUCCUCUGACCGCACCAUCAAGAUCUUUGAUGUCAGGAAUGGAGGACAGAUACUGGUGGCAGAUCUCAGAGGACACGAAGGCCCCGUGUGGCAGGUGGCGUGGGCUCACCCGAUGUUUGGCAACAUUCUGGCUUCAUGUUCUUAUGACCGAAAAGUCAUCAUCUGGAAGGAGGAGAAUGGAGCCUGGGAUAAGAUGCACGAGUACACCGGCCAUGAAUCGUCAGUGAAUUCAGUUUGCUGGGGUCCCUAUGAGUUUGGUUUAAUUCUGGCCUGUGGCAGCUCCGACGGGGCGAUUUCUCUUCUCACACUUACUGGAGAUCAGCAGUGGGACGUCAAGAAGAUUAGCAAUGCACACACUAUUGGCUGUAAUGCAGUGAGUUGGGCUCCUGCUGUUGUCCCAGGCAGCCUUAUUGAUCAACCAUCGGGACAGAAACCAAACUACGUCAAACGUUUCGUCUCCGGUGGCUGCGACAACCUAGUCAAACUCUGGAAAGAGGAGGACGGUCAGUGGAAGGAGGACCAGAAGCUGGAGGCGCACAGUGAUUGGGUGAGAGACGUUGGCUGGGCUCCUUCCAUCGGUCUUCCCACCAGCACCAUUGCCAGUUGCUCCCAGGACGGCCGUGUGUUUAUUUGGACGUGUGACGACCCUGCAGGCAACACCUGGACGGCCAAACUGCUCCACAAGUUCAACGAUGUGGUUUGGCACGUCAGCUGGUCGAUCACAGGAAAUAUACUGGCAGUUUCUGGUGGAGAUAACAAGGUGACGCUGUGGAAGGAGUCCAUGGACGGUCAGUGGGCGUGUAUUAGCGACGUCAGCAAAGGCCAGGGCGCCGUCUCCGCCAUCACAGACAGUCAGCAGAACGAGCAGUGACAAUUUAACCGUACAGCGAUGACCCCAGCUUUAAAUGAUUGAUUAGCAAACAUGCUGGACAUUUGGACUGUUGUCCACAGUGACGGAGCUCAAUCUGAUCUGCUUAUGACUGUUGGACGUCUGCUAAAGCUUACACAAGACAAGAAAAUGUUUAUAAGAUUCACCAUAAAAAAGAUUGAAGAAUAAAUGUUUUUUUUUUGUUGUUAAAAAAUUCAGCCAUGAUUUAGAAAUGUCUUUUUUUCACUCCAACCUCAGUAUUUUAGUUUCACCACUUUACACCUUUCACUUCCUCCUGAGAACUAGUCCAAAUUAAACUUCAGUUGUAAAAAUGUACACACCUUCUCUUCCUUUCCAUGUACUUGUGUUUUUAAACAUUCCACCUUCAUCAUUGAUGCAUCAUCAACCUAUAGAUGAUCUCAACCCCCUCCAAUGCAUCUGCCCAUCCACCACAUCAGUUUGACUGAUCCAAUUAUGCUUUGAGUUGGAACAGGAGUACGUACUCAUGCAUGCACAUAUGUUUUUACAUGAGUUUCUUGCUAAUUCAGGCUGUGAACAGAUCCCUGUGUUCUCCUAACACCAUAUUUAAACUUAAUCUUUUAGAUUAAAACCUGCCUUAAUCAGUUUCAAACAUAAAUUAAUAACUGAAAUGGGUGCUUGAUCACUCAUGAAUGCAACAUAAUUGUGAGCAGUUUGGAUGUUUUGCCUUUAAGAAAUAAACCAUGAGUUUGUUUUUCACAUUUGAUAUUAAAUAACUUCAUGUUAAAAGUCAUCUGUCAUUAAAUUCAUUGUUUAUUAUUCAUCUAAAAAUAAAAUGUUUAACAAGA
Messenger RNA from Girardinichthys multiradiatus, 1933 nucleotides. It is a transcript of the gene sec13, whose product is annotated as SEC13 homolog, nuclear pore and COPII coat complex component. NCBI's taxonomy places the organism in Eukaryota, Metazoa, Chordata, Actinopteri, Cyprinodontiformes, Goodeidae. Gene Ontology annotation, cellular component: nuclear pore outer ring; COPII vesicle coat. The record is from RefSeq and is a predicted model, not a curated record. Bases 147 to 1109 code for a protein of 320 amino acids. Gene Ontology annotation, biological process: COPII-coated vesicle budding; protein import into nucleus; positive regulation of TOR signaling. The transcript is spliced from 9 exons. Gene Ontology annotation, molecular function: protein binding; structural molecule activity.